Molecule: messenger RNA, 1288 nt
Organism: Cokeromyces recurvatus
Lineage: Eukaryota; Fungi; Mucoromycota; Mucoromycetes; Mucorales; Mucoraceae
Product: S-adenosyl-L-methionine-dependent methyltransferase
Exons: 5
Coding region: 18-1262 (414 amino acids)
Biological process (GO): peptidyl-arginine methylation
Molecular function (GO): protein-arginine N-methyltransferase activity
Source: RefSeq, a predicted model, not a curated record
CUAGUAUUUAUCAUCUAAUGUCCUCUAACAUUCCUGGUGUGGAACAACGCGAUCCACAAUAUUUUGGUUACUAUGCUCAACUUCAGCACCAACAAAAUAUGCUUCAAGAUACAGUUCGUACCUCGACCUACCGUUCCUCUAUCCUUUUGAACGGACCAACAUCUUUUAAGGAUAAACUUGUCUUAGAUGUUGGUGCUGGGUCUGGUAUCCUCUCUUAUUUUGCUGUCCAAGCAGGAGCCAAAAAAGUUUACGCAGUUGAAGCAUCAGCAAUGGCUGGCAAGAUGAAAAAGUUAGUUUCGGAUCCAAAUAGAAAUGCUUUCUUAAAAGAUAAAAUUGAAGUUAUUAAUGCUAAAAUUGAAGAUCCUGAUUUACCUAUUCCUCAAGUGGAUACUAUUAUUUCUGAACCUAUUGGCGUACUCUUAUUUCAUGAAAGAAUGUUGGAAAGUUAUGUUUAUGCAAGAGAUCAUUAUUUGAAACCAGGAGGAGCCUUAUUUCCUUCAAAGGGUACUAUUUUCCUUGCUCCUUUUACGGAUGCUACGUUAUGGAGCGAAACGAUGGCUAAAGCUCGUUUCUGGGAACAACAAUCAUUUUAUGGUAUUGAUCUUACUUCACUAUAUAAAGAUGCUCGCGAUGAAAUGUUUGGUAUGCCGGUCGUUGGUCAUUUUGAUCCAAAUAACUUGAUUACAACACCUUUUAAUGGUUACAAUGUUGAUUUUACUACAAUUACUGUAGCUGAGCUACAAGAUUUAACAAUUCCUUUUGAAUGGACAGCACAAUAUACUGGCCUUAUGCAUGGUGUUGCAGGCUGGUUUGAUCUUUUGUUUGCAAGCACGAAUGAGGGCACAACCAUUGAGAUGUCCACAGGGCCCGCAGCUGAGCGUACACACUGGCAACAAGUUAGAUUUUUGUUUAAGGAACCUUUGGCAGUAAAUGCACGACAACAGAUUCGUGGAUGGAUGCGAUGUAUUGUAAAUGAUAUGCGAAGUUAUACGAUCUAUGUUGAAGUGACAGCUACAGAUGGAGUUGAAUUAAGCGACCCUAAUGAUAUAAAUAGAUUUAAGGAGCAACAAGAAACAGGACCUUUAAUGCGUCGUGGUAUUUGGGAAUUACACGAACAAACAUAUAAUUAUAAUUAUACACCUGGAAUGAUGCCAGAUCAUAAACCUGAAUAUUCAUGUCUUUAUGAGCCUGAAUUUAAUUUAGAUAAUCACGAUUUAGAAGCUAUGAAUGUUAUGGAAACUUAUGAAGAUUUUGUAAACUAAUAAAAAUCUAUUCCUUUAUACAUAUA